Molecule: messenger RNA, 1579 nt
Organism: Aptenodytes forsteri (emperor penguin)
Lineage: Eukaryota; Metazoa; Chordata; Aves; Sphenisciformes; Spheniscidae
Gene: AMACR
Product: alpha-methylacyl-CoA racemase
Exons: 4
Coding region: 292-1188 (298 amino acids)
Biological process (GO): bile acid metabolic process
Cellular component (GO): mitochondrion
Molecular function (GO): alpha-methylacyl-CoA racemase activity
Source: RefSeq, a predicted model, not a curated record
UGGCAAUCUUUUGGUGAAGUAAAACAGGGAAAAAAGCUGAAAAAAAAGAAAGGACCCUAAAGCUUAAUUUUCAGUUAAUUGGCUUGUAUUCAAAAUGUAUGCAGUAUGUUGGUAAUUUAUAACGUUCUGGCUAUUCACAUUGUAAUAUGGAUACUGAAUUAGAAUGUAUUACUUCAUAAAUUGCAGUUCAGUUCUGUUGUUGUAUAAUUUAACUUUGAACCAUGUAUAUUUUGAGUCUUAUUAAAAAUAAAUGCGAAUUAGGAUUCCAUGCCUUUGUCUUUUUAAGGUGUCAUGGAAAAACUUGGGCUUGGUCCAGAGGUCCUUCUACAGGAGAAUCCCAGACUCAUCUAUGCUAGACUUACUGGAUUUGGCCAGACAGGAAAAUACGCCAAGUCUGCAGGUCAUGACAUCAAUUAUUUGGCUUUAUCAGGUGUGCUGUCAAAGCUGGGUAGAAAAGAUGAAAAUCCUUAUGCACCUGUAAAUCUUCUGGCUGAUUUUGCUGGUGGAGGUGUCAUGUGCGCAAUGGGCAUUGUUACAGCCCUUUAUGAACGUACCAAAUCUGGUAAAGGGCAGAUCAUUGAUGCAAGUAUGGUAGAAGGAGUAGCAUACCUAAGUUCUUUUCUGUGGAAAUCACAAAAUUUGGGACUUUGGAACAGACCUCGAGGUGAAAACCUGCUAGAUAGUGGUGCGCCUUUUUAUGAAACCUACAAGACCUCCGAUGGAAAAUUCAUGGCUGUUGGUGCCAUUGAGCCUCAAUUCUAUGGGCAGUUAAUAAAGGGUCUUGGGCUAGAUUCAGAUAAACUUCCCAAUCAGUUGAGUUUCUCCGACUGGCCCAAAAUGAAGAAAAAAUUUGCAUCCAUAUUUGCACAGAAGACACAAGCUGAGUGGUGCAACAUAUUUGAUGGUACUGAUGCCUGUGUGACCCCUGUUUUAUCCUUUGAUGAUGUUGCCUCACAUCAGCAUAACAAACAAAGAAGUUCUUUUAUCAAAAAUGAUCAGGAAGAGAUAAGUCCUAGACCUGCUCCUCUUCUAUCAAGGACCCCUGCUGUUCCAUCGUUUAAAAGAGAUCCUUUUAUAGGAGAACACACAGAAGAGAUACUUCUAGAGUACGGCUUUACUAAGCAAGAGAUUACUAAACUUUAUUCUGAUAAAGUAAUAGAAUUCAAUAAACCAAAAGCUAAUUUAUAAUCUCUAACUAUGCAGAUCAGACAAAUUUCAGGCUGAUACAGUAUGUUUUUAUGCAUUAAAAUUGAAUUGUAUGACAAAUGUUUGCAUGAUACAGCUUUGAAAGAAUUUUUUAAUAAAUUAUUGCAGUUUUAAAUUUAAUUGAAAACAGUGGGAAUUAUGUACUUGUGUACCCAGAUGGUCUGCAGUCUAGAAUGAUACCAAAAUUGUGUUCUGAAGAUCUACACGGUUUGAAAAGUAAGCAGCUGUAAAUCCUCAAAAUAUUUCUUUAAAUAUCAUAUCCUGUGAAAUGUUUGUUUCUUUUAAUUCUUAGUUACACUGUUGCUUUGCAAUAUAUGUUGUAAUUACAUAAAGGCAAUACUUUUCAUAAAAUAUCGAUAUAUUCUUCCUAAAC